CUCCAGACUAAAGAUACAUUGGAGAUGCCCUUCUGCCUUCUCUUUCUCUGUUUCUGAUUUUCGUUACCCAUUUCUGCUCAUCUGUUUUUGCUGUGUUUUCUUUUGGCCUUUCCAGAUUACCACGUCUGUUUCACUCUUUGGGAUUUCUGUUGAAAAACAUCAUCAUUCAACGAGGAGCAAAACAAUAUCGAAUCAAAGUUACCCUUUUAUUUAAUGUCUCAUCGGAUAAUCCUCAGGACGCCGACCGGUACCGUCUACCAGCAGCAGCCGCAACCGCUGCUGCAAAGCCAUUUCACGUCUUUCUCCGGCGUUAACGAUGGAAGCCAUAGAAGCGGUCAGACGAAGAUUGCGAACUUCGGGGAAUUUUGUGGGGGGACGACUGCCGAUUGCGCGGCUGUUUGUUGUUGUUGCCCUUGUGGUUUGGCCAACCUUCUGGUUUUAGUGAUUUAUAAAGUCCCGGCAGGGCUGUGCCGCCUGAAAAGGCGGAGGAUGUUGCGGAAGAAAGGGUUGUUUCAACCGAGGAACGGUUGUGGUUGUGAAGAGGGCGAAUCGAGUGAUGGGUCCAUGGUUUGUAUUAAAGAUAUCUUGUUGGAUAUGAAGGUCUCGGAGGAAGACGAUAAAGCUUUGUUUAAGCUUGAAAAAGAGAUGUGGGAAAAAUUUCAUGGUACUGGGUUUUGGCGAAGUCCUUCCCAAAGAGAGAAAGACCCACACACCAUUAAACAUUCUGCAAAUUAAAAUAAAAAGUUAUCGAGGACGAAAUUCAAAAAUACCAGCGUUUGAAGCCAUGAACGAGUUUUCUUUAAUUCUCUUUAAGGGGGGGUCAUUUUAUUCACAGGAGCAGGGCAAUGAAGAAACAUAAUGCAAUGGGAAGCAUAUCCAAAAGACCAAAACAAUGUAAUAUAUAACACUGUUCCAAAUCACUGUACCCAAUACUAUUUAUUUAUUAAUGAGAUUUGUUUUUUUGAAA
Hibiscus syriacus is the source of this 967-nucleotide messenger RNA. RefSeq lists its product as uncharacterized. The transcript has a single exon. Bases 214 to 735 code for a protein of 173 amino acids. NCBI's taxonomy places the organism in Eukaryota, Viridiplantae, Streptophyta, Magnoliopsida, Malvales, Malvaceae. The record is from RefSeq and is a predicted model, not a curated record.